UAUCUGGCAUCAUACUUUUAGAAAUGUGAUUGAGUAGCCUAUAUGUAACACUGAUCAUGAGUGUUUGCUAUUUAUCAUAGACACGAAUUUCACAGGUAAACACCAUGGCUUUACAUGUUUCAAUGCAAUUUAUUGCCACUUGUUGGAUUGCAGUAGGUACCGCCGUACCAUUGGCAGGAAGUGCCAUUUCUUCGACUGUUGCUAAUGAAGAGGUUCUCCCACUUGCCGAUGAUGGGCUGAUGAUAGGUGCGUUUAACAUCCAGGUGUUUGGGAAAACUAAACUAGCUAAACCUGGCAUUGUGGACAUUCUUGUGAAGAUCGUCCAACGAUAUGACAUCUUAUUGAUCCAAGAAAUAAGAGAUUCAAAAAAUGAGGCCAUCUACGAGCUCUUGGAGAAAGUAAACAAUGCAACAGUGAGAGAGAAGGGGGGCAAUGCUGCUAAUGUUGAGGCAGAAGAUGAUGUUAAAGGUGUUUAUGAUGUGAUUGUCAGUCAAAGACUUGGGCGAACUAGUUCGAAGGAACAGUAUGCAUAUAUGUUCAGGAAAGACAAGGUUAACGUCUCCGAUGUUUACCAAUUUGACUUCCCCUGCAUUAAUGCUACAAUGCUUAAUACAAAACUGUCUCCUAAAGUGGCGAAAGAAGAACAAACAGAAUGUACAGAUUUAUUCGAAAGACCACCAUUUGCCGUCAAAUUUAGCGCACCAGGAGCAGGUAUACCUGUAUUUGGUAUGAUUGGCAUCCAUACAUCCCCUUACAAAGCAAAAGGGGAGGUGGAUGCACUAGUUCAGACAUAUGAUGAAAUCAGCGCAGCUUGGGACUUGAAGGAUAUAAUAGUAGCAGGAGACUUCAAUAUGGGAUGUAGAUAUGUGAGGUCAUACCAAGAUGGAAACAUCUCCCUCUACACAGAUGACAGGUUUACAUGGCUAAUUGACAGGUGUGCAAUCACAACAGCAUUUGGGGCGGAUUGCCCGUAUGAUAGGUUUGUUGUUGCUGGUGACAAGUUGAAGCAGCGUGUAAAUGAGAAGAGGAUAGGUGUCUACAGAUAUGAUAAAGAAAUGGGUCUGGAUCCUGUAAUGACUCGAAAAGUCAGUGAUCAUUUUCCAGUUGAAAUGGCAAUUGAAGGAAGACGCAAUUACAAGAAUUCGAGAGUGACUUCAUCAUUUGCAUACAGCCUUGAGUUCACCCCUAUUGAUGUAAGCAAUCUGGACAAGGUGAAAUACAUGGCAUCUGCAGUACGUCGGAGUAGGGCAUAUUAUGACAUCAGUAUCCUUGGGGAUGGAGAAAACGAUGUGAUGUUCACAGCAACAAAGCAAAAAUAUAGAGGCUCUGUCUACAGGACAGUGAAACUGUUCUCAUCUAAAUUUCCCGGCAUUUUGAGCAAUGAAGUUCUGGCAACACUGAAGUCCGUUUUGGACAGUAAUGUGUUAAAUGAAGAGCGCUAUAUAUAUGGUUCAUCUGAGAAACCAGCAAAAGAUCAUAACAUUGAUAUUUCUUGCCAAUUCAUCUCACCAUUUAAAUGUACAAUUCAAGUGGCAAAGCGUUUAGUCUAGCUGGUUAAACAAAUUCAUAGAACACAUAUUAUACCUCCUAACCACAACCAUGUGCGAUUUUAUCAAACCAUCUAGAAGAUGGACGAACAUGAAUAGACAAUGAAUACUGCAGGACGACAUCUAUUUCACACAAUGGAAAUUAAUGCAAAAAGUUUUUUGUUGAUCUAGACUUGGAUGCAAAGAUUUAUUUCUUCACAAUUUCAAGUUAGUUACAAAUUGUACAAUGUACAAAUGAAUGGCACAACUAAGUAUCUAUUAUUACUUUCUGUCAUAUCCACAUGAUCAUUUUAUUUUAAUUCUUAUGUAGUUUACACAAUAUCUUUUGAUAAUGCAUGGAUUCUUCCCUAAACGUACACUUAUUUCCAUCAAAUACACAUGAACAUGAUACUUUUUAAAAAUAACAAUUUUCGUUUGUCAGAUUUUUCUUAAACAAUACCCUGUCUCUACACUCCGAUCUUAUAUAAGAUGACACAGAUAUCAGAAGAGAAAAAUCCACUUUUUUCAGAAAAGGUCCAAGUCCAUGUUCCUGUUUUCAAUUUGUUUCGUAACU
Molecule: messenger RNA, 2100 nt
Organism: Owenia fusiformis
Lineage: Eukaryota; Metazoa; Annelida; Polychaeta; Sabellida; Oweniidae
Source: the annotation of a GenBank genome assembly